This is a messenger RNA of Radiomyces spectabilis, 1269 nucleotides long. RefSeq names its product protein phosphatase 2A regulatory B subunit. The record is from RefSeq and is a predicted model, not a curated record. NCBI's taxonomy places the organism in Eukaryota, Fungi, Mucoromycota, Mucoromycetes, Mucorales, Radiomycetaceae. Gene Ontology annotation, molecular function: protein phosphatase regulator activity. Gene Ontology annotation, biological process: signal transduction. The transcript is spliced from 8 exons. The coding region runs from base 1 to 1269 and encodes 422 amino acids. Gene Ontology annotation, cellular component: protein phosphatase type 2A complex.
AUGCCAAAGGAUACCAUUCCCGUCGGAAAGAGUCCUCGACGUCAACGAUCUUCUCGCUUUCACGUAGGAGAAAAAGUGGAACUGGAAAAAUAUCCCCACUUCAACGAGGUGCCGCCUUCCCAACGUCACGAAUUGUUUGUGCGAAAAUUGGCUCAAUGCCAAGUUCUGUUUGAUUUUAACGAUGUCUCCUCUGGAUUGAAAGGCAAAGAGAUCAAGCGGCAGACAUUGCAGGAAAUGUUGGAAUACGUGGCUACCACACGAGGAGCGAUUGUGGAUUCGAUUUAUCCAGAUGUCAUUCGCAUGUUUGCGGUGAAUUUAUUUAGAACCAUUCCUCCGCAACUGAAUCCCGUAGCUGGCGAGGGAUUUGAUCCUGAGGAAGAUGAACCAGUAUUGGAAUCGGCAUGGCCUCAUUUACAGCUUGUCUAUGAGUUCUUUUUACGAUUUGUGGAAUCACCCGAUUUCAAUGUGCACGUCGCCAAAAAAUACAUUGAUCAAAAAUUUAUUCUUCAGUUACUGGAAUUAUUCGACAGCGAAGAUCCUAGAGAACGCGAUUUCCUGAAAACAACACUACAUAGACUAUAUGGAAAAUUCUUAAACUUACGUGCAUUUAUUCGACGAUCCAUCAAUAAUAUUUUCUUUCAAUUUAUUUACGAGACCGAACGGUUCAAUGGCGUGGCCGAACUAUUGGAGAUCUUGGGAAGUAUUAUCAACGGUUUCGCUCUCCCUUUGAAAGAGGAACAUCGCAUUUUUCUCUCCCGAGUGCUCAUGCCGUUACAUAAACCCUCCACUCUUGCUAUGUAUCACCCACAGCUGGACUAUUGCGUGGUACAAUUUUUGGAGAAGGACCCAACCUUGACAUCCGAGGUUAUCAAUAGCUUACUACAUUACUGGCCGAAAAUCAACAGUGCCAAGGAAGUCAUGUUUUUAACUGAAAUCGAAGGGAUACUGGACAUCGUCGAUGCGGUGGAAUUCCAAAGGAUUAUGGAACCGUUGUUUCAACGAUUGGCGAAAUGCGUUUCGAGUCCUCAUUUCCAGGUUGCAGAGCGGGCUCUCUACUACUGGAAUAAUGACUACAUUGUCAAUUUAAUCAGUGACAAUAUCGAGGUCAUUAUGCCCAUCAUGUUCCCUCCUUUGUAUAAACAUUCAAAAACGCAUUGGAACAGAACCAUCCAUGGUCUUGUUUAUCAUGCUUUGAAAACACUCAUGGAAAUCAAUCCAGCUCUCUUCGAUGAAUGUACUGAGAAAUACAAAGAGGACGAAAAUGCGUAA